CCUGACGUGACCCUGCAGGAUUGCAAACAUGGCGGAGCCCUCCCUCGGGAAUUCGAGCCCAGGAGGUUCAGCAGGUUCCGAUGACCAUGAUUUCGACCCAUCAGCAGACAUGCUUGUCCAUGACUUUGAUGAUGAGCGCACCCUGGAGGAGGAGGAAAUGUUGGAGGCAGCAGACGACACCAACGCCAACGAGAUUGAAGAUCUUGCACGGGAAGGAGAGAUGCCCAUUCAUGAGCUGCUGAGUCUGUAUGGUUAUGGGGGCGGCUCAACAGCAGAUGAGGAUGAAGAGGAGGAUGAAGAACCUGAAGAAGAAGAGGAUGAUGAUGAGGAUGACGAGGAAGAGGAGCUUGACAAUGACGAAAGCAGCAGAAGCACUGGCGAAUUGAAAAGAAAUGAGGGUGAGGGUGUUAAGAACUCAUCAGGACAGGGGGAUGAGGCCGAGGCAACCUCUGAGGGCCGCACACGCUCAGUCAGGUCCCUUGGCACAGCAGAACUUAUUCGUCCUCAGAAAUUAAUGUAUUUUGAAAGCAAUAAUGAUGCAGAGGAGGAGUCAGAUGAAGAUGAGGACUAUGUUCCAUCUGAAGACUGGAAAAAGGAGAUUAUGGUUGGGUCCAUGUAUCAGGCAGAAACCCCUGUUGGCCUGUGUAAAUAUAAAGACAAUGAAAAAGUUUAUGAAAAUGACGACCAGUUAUUGUGGAACCCCGAGUGUCUUCCUGAAGGCAAAGUAGUGGAGUUCCUGACAGAGGCGUCGAGGCGAACAGGAGAUGAGAAGGGAGUAGAUGCAAUCCCAGAGGGAUCUCAUAUCAAAGACAAUGAACAGGCAUUGUAUGAACUGGUGAAAUGCGACUUUGACACAGAGGAAGCUUUAAGAAGACUUAGGUUUAAUGUAAAAGCAGCCAGAGAGGAGCUAUCUGUCUGGACUGAAGAGGAGUGUAGAAACUUUGAACAAGGACUAAAAGCUUAUGGCAAAGACUUUCAUUUAAUACAGGCCAACAAGGUGAGAACUAGGUCUGUAGGAGAAUGUGUGGCCUUUUAUUACAUGUGGAAGAAGUCUGAGCGUUAUGAUUUCUUUGCACAGCAAACCAGACUUGGGAAAAGGAAAUACAACCUUCACCCUGGUGUCACAGACUACAUGGACAGAUUACUGGAUGAGACGGAGAGUGCGACAUCCAGCAGGGCGGCAUCGCCACCUCCCACCACUUCCAGCAGCAGCACCAGCCACUCUGAGAGGGAGGACAGCAGCAGUCAGAACGGUAUUGCAAGCCACAAUUCAAGCCACCCAGGGGACGGUGCUCAGUUGCCCCCAACAAAUCAAGUCAAAGCUGAGUCAGCUCAGUCCAACGGUCCCUCCCAUCCACAAGUGGAGUCUUCCCCCACUUCAGACAACAACUCCAACGGCUGCAGCCAACCCACUGCACCCAGCCACGACAGAAACGGUUCUCUGGAGCCUCCGCCGGACCACAGACACACAGCAGCGGUGGCACUCGACAGGCCGGCCAAGAGGUGCAGGACGGAGGCAGAGCCUUUGGGCCAAAGUGAGGUGGAACCAUCUAGAACACCGGAGAACUGAAGGAUCCAAAGCUCGGUGGUGUUGACUGAGAGACGCUGAUUUGGGGUGAAAAAAAAUUGUCUCAACUUAAGGCUGAAGAGUUCCUCUUGACCUGUGAGCACAGCAUCUCCUGAGAGCAGAGACUCAACUCUUUUAAUAAGGUCAAAAGUCACAGCCGGCCAAACAGCAGCCAGUCCUCCAGGAGGGGCAGUAGGUGCUCCGUCUCCCCGUCCCCCCAAACCAUCUAUAUACUGACUGCCUGCAAAGCUCAUCCCAAAGUACCACAACUUCAUCAUGUCCCACAAAACAUCUUCUUCUACCCAAUUGUCUUCAUUCCUUUUUCGGAAACUUGACUUACAAAAUUUUGCCAAGAAUUUCCUUUUUUCUAUUUGUACUCAAAGAUAAUAAAUCACCUGUGAUAUUUUUUUACACAGAGAUAUUUAUAUUUUUUAACAAAAACAAAUCUAUAAUGCAUAAUUACUGUUCAAGCCAUUUGAACAUCUGAUGAAACAGAGGACACACGUUUUAAACGAUUAUGUGCUCAAGUUGUCAAACAGAGGCAAAGUAGGCAAAAACACGAUGAGAAGGCUGGUGCUGUCGCUGGCUCAAUGUAGUUGCACUUUGAUUGUAUGUUUCUCAUCGUUAUUGAUAAGGAGUAAAGGAGUGGUGAGAAAAAAAAACCCAGCAGAAUUACAUUUUCACUCCUCCUCUUCUGAACCGGCUCUGGCCUCUUAUCACGGCUGUCUGUUUUGGAUUAUGAUAAAUGAACCAAUGGGUUAGCUCCCGCCGCAGGUUUGUUUGUGUAAAGCAGCUGACAUCAGUGAUGUCCUGUAUUAUAACUCAUCAUGUAGAAGAUCGCUGUAUUUUUGGAUUUUUCAUAGUCAGUGCUUUGCUCAACACUUUGUUUUUACUAGACAGAAUGUCCAUGGAUUUUUAAUGUAAAGUUUGUAUAGAUUUCUUACCUUGAGCAGUUGGUACAUUUUUUUAUAACUGUCUGUUCAUCUCAGUAUUUUCUGGUCUUCCUUGUAGGCUUUGCUUUUCGUUGAGAAACCUUACGCCUUUGUUGCUCUGAGAUGGAUGUAUUAAUAAAAAAAAAAAAGAAAAAAAGAAGGUAGCCAUUCCUCUUUCCCUCUCUGUUUGGCAGCACUUCCCAUUCCUGUGUGAUCCUGCUCAGUCUGAAACUGUUUUGUUGCAGAUCCCCAUCUUUCGUGUAUAAAAAAGCUCCAUGUUGUGGCUGAGUGUGCUUCUUACCUCUUACUGCUUAGUUUCUACCAAUAUUUGCUGCCUCUCCACAGUAAGUGGCUUCAGAGCAGUGAAUCUCCAGCAGUGAAACAAACCAGGCUGACAUGGAUGGGUGUGUGUGUGUAUGUGUGACCUGGAAAGACCUUGGUACAGUAGCUGUUCAGCAUAAUGCUUAAGUGUUUUAUUUUGUACUCCAGCUUUGAACUUACAUUCACAAAUUAAGAUAAGUUUGUCUCAAAUAAUGUUGAUCCAUGUAGUUGUUUUCUUUCCCUUUAUUUGACACUGAUGUCUUUUUUUUUCCCUCUGUAAAUGAUGACAUUAAUAAAAAUUAAGUGUAUUCCAAGACUGGCUAUGAAUGGAAUAACAUUGGCUAUAUUUAAUAAAUGUAUUAAUGAA
Toxotes jaculatrix (banded archerfish) is the source of this 3187-nucleotide messenger RNA. It is a transcript of the gene mier1b, whose product is annotated as mesoderm induction early response 1b, transcriptional regulator. The coding region runs from base 29 to 1570 and encodes 513 amino acids. Gene Ontology annotation, molecular function: transcription corepressor activity; histone deacetylase binding. The transcript is spliced from 13 exons. Gene Ontology annotation, biological process: negative regulation of transcription by RNA polymerase II. Gene Ontology annotation, cellular component: nucleoplasm. The record is from RefSeq and is a predicted model, not a curated record. Lineage: Eukaryota; Metazoa; Chordata; Actinopteri; Toxotidae.